Molecule: messenger RNA, 6643 nt
Organism: Chilo suppressalis (striped riceborer)
Lineage: Eukaryota; Metazoa; Arthropoda; Insecta; Lepidoptera; Crambidae
Source: the annotation of a GenBank genome assembly
CAAGAUACUACUGUGCACUGUAUGAUAAUCACGAGACGAGAGCCGUAACACAAGUAGAGUUUGCGCAGUGCCAUAAUAACAUAGUUUUUAGGUGCGAAGAUCAUUUUCUUAUGUAUUGUAUCUUUACAAUUAAUGAAAUAUGCAUUUAUACUCAACGUUAUUGGUAAUCUUAAGAUAAUGCAGAUAAAGCAGUGUGAGUUCUAUAAAAUAUCGAGCUUAUUGUGAAGUUAUUAGUGUUUCAUUGACAGAAUAGCAAAAGAUUCGAGGCCAACAUGGAGUUUGUGAUUGGCGGCCUAGCCGGCGCUGGCGCCACUAUCUUCACGAACCCCAUGGAUGUGGUCAAGACGCGCAUGCAACUGCAAGGAGAGUUGCGCGCUCGUCAUGAACACACGGCCCGAUACCGCGGCAUCCUUCACGCGACAUAUGUCAUAGCAAAGACUGACGGCGCCAUGGCGCUACAGAAAGGCUUAGCUCCUGCCAUGCUGCUAGGCUUCACAAUGAACUCAGUUAGAUUAGGAAUGUACCACAUAGCAGAAGUCCAAGGUUGGACCAAGAACAAAAAUGGAAAUGUGGACAUAAAAAGAGCGAUCCUAUGGUCAAGUUUAAGUGGAAUCAUGAGCGGUGUUUUUGGCAACCCAGCUUCUGUAAUCAAGACAAGGAUCCAGGCUGCAGCACACCCAAGUAUAGCAGUAGGACGUCAGCACAAGUAUAAAGGUAUGUUGGACGGUUGUGUCCAAAUCUACAAGGCGGAAGGCGUAGCUGGCUUCUUCGCCGGAGUAAAUGCCACAUGCACCAGGCUUGCAAUAGGCAGCGCAGCGCAGUUGACGAGCUUCUCCGCAAUGAAAGAGAACUUGAAGUUGCACGGUUACUUCGAACGCUCGCCAACGAUGCUCGCUUUUGUGGCGAGUCUGGGCUGCGGGGUGUUGUGUGUUCUUCUCGAAACCCCACUGGAUGUUGUGAAUACCCGACUUUUUAACCAGGGGCCGGCUUCCAGCAAAGGACCAACUUACACAGGGGUGCUGGACUGCCUCAUCAAGACGUAUAGAACGGAGGGGCUACAUGGACUGUACAAGGGCAUCGGUCCGUUGUACUUGAGGAUAGCACCGCACACCACACUAUCACUAGUUAUAUGGGACAUGCUCAACAACUUAUUGUUACACAAUAAACAUAGCUGAUUUUACAAUGCUUUUUAUUUUUAUUAUUCUAUGACGUAUACGUUGAAUAUGCAAUACAUAAUAACAUUUUGGAGCUAUUUUGGCAAACAUUUUAGAUUAGCACAAUUUAUUGGACAGAAAAUGACUAUUUAGUGUAGCAAUACAACGGCACACAUGGUUGAUAAACGAUAAAUCACCAACUAAUAAAUUAUGAGUGCGAUGCUAUUGGUGGUGAAAAGUGUAUCUCCCAAUCAAUAUCCAUCGAGCUGCAGUCGGAGCUGAUGUCGUCGUAGUCGCAGUAACAACUCUCACACGAGUCUUUCUGCUCGAUCUCUUCACAUGUGCACUCUCGACUGUUAGGAUCAUACGACAGUGAACCAAUCGCCUCCUUGUAAGCCUUCAGACAAGUCUUCUCACAAACGUCUGGAUGAUAGGGAUCCUCAAAGUUCCCAAUCAUCUCCUUAAUCAAACGUCUCUUCUUCAACUCCAACUUGGCCAGUUUAUCGUUGUUAUUCGCUUUCGCAAUUUUGUACACUAACGGAGUAUACUGCUCGUUAUUCCCCUGGUUGUUUUCCGGUGUGGUCUGCAUUUCAACACGAUAUUCACCGUUUACUUUACACACUAUGAGUGUGGGUUUGUUUUCCGUACGUCUUCUGAACUUUUUCAUAGGCUUGCUGCUUUCUUCGGCGCAUCUUUGCCGUUUUGCUUUUUUGAGUUUACGCAAAAGACGUUUGGAUAUCGCUCCAGGUUUCCAACCAUUGGCCACCUGAUAAAUAAAAUUAAUUAAGUAAAGACCGUCAUUAAAUUUAAGAUUACAUUAUUGGAUGUUUAUAACAAAUAAAAUAAAUAGAAAAAAAACAUACACACUGGUGGAUACCGUAGGACAUACUCUUGGAAAUUCCUGCUCGCUAUCUUGAAUUGACUGUAAAUUGCCGAAUCGAUUUACGCUACAUAAAAAUGACCCAGUGAAUAAUAUUACCCUACUGUGGUGUUAAGCUUACGUAAAAAAAGGUACCAAAUUUUUUAGAAAUUAUCUGAUAAAAAUAUGUGCGUAGGUUACCAACCACCUCCCAUGAUAUUGCAAUGAAUCCUAUUUAACUACAACGAGAAACUUUGUAUCGUAGCUUCCCUUAAUUUCCUUACUCGUAUUUCCAUUUUGCUCUGCCUUUUUAGGAAAUUACGAUAAACCAUUUCAUUUGAACAGAGUGUUUUAUAAUAAGUUAUCAUUUUUGUUUAUUAUUUAUAAAAUAUUUAUUUUGCGUAAACUCGGAAUGUAUCAAAGUGGACGAACGGCUCUAAAAUUAUUGGGAAGAGAUUGUAGAGAUUUUGCUGUCUAUAAAGGUAGAAAGUUUUUCUUUAAAAAUACUAGAAACAAACGCGUUGGGCCGAUUACUAAUAUUUUAUAUUAUAGGUAUUCUUAAAAUUGCAUUAUAUUGUGGGCCAGGGCUUUUACCACUUUUAGCACCUAAUGACACUACAACAAAGACAACAAAACACAUUCGAUAAUUUAAAUAAUCAAAUAAAAUAGAAAUAAAUCAUUUAAAGUCCCUUUUAUUUUAAAAGGCUUAACCACAAACAAUAUGCAUAACGUUACAAAUUUAAACAUAAGAAACCGCCAAUAAUAUCACUUGCACUUAUGACACUAUUUUCAAUAAAUAUCUAUACAGAACACCACAACAAUUCCUUUACUAAAAUUAUUUAUAUUUGAUUGGACACAGAUCAUAUUCUGAGCUACAUUGUUUUCAAGCUUCCGUAGCAACACUUUUACUUUGCCCAGAGAGUGCAAUAAUUCGUUCUUGUUGCUCUUGUUUCAUUAUCUCACUAUUUAUAAACGAAUGAAAACAAGGCACAUGAAAAGAACUCAAGCUAAUUCCCUAGUCAUUCAGUAUAGCAAUUCUUUCGUUAGGUCUUUUAUUUUUAUGAUCUUUCAAUUUGAAAUAGGUUUUGUUUCCAUAUGCAUUUACCGCUAUCACACCUUUAGUCGAAGGCAUAGGAUGUCUACAUUGCGUUCUUUCUUCGGAGUAGUUUCUUUGAUCAAACCUCGGCGAACGAGUAUUCUUGCUUUUCUUGGAACCGGGUAGUCUAGGAACUACAGAAGGCUUAGGUAUAGUUACGUCUUCUCCUCGAGCCAACAUUUGCUUAAGCGUAGCUGCUAACAGUUUUCUAUCUAUGCCAUGCCCGAUUAUCCCCAUUCUAGAUAACUGCUUCGGACUAGCAUCCCCAAAACAGCUCCAAGUUGUUUCUGAUGGUUCAACUUCUGGUUUAAUAUCACCUUUUUUAAUAACCUUUUUAGAUGCAGUUCGUAUCCGUUUCUGAGUUGGGGAGGCGCGAGGUCUGGAAUAAUACCGCCAUUUGCCAUGACCAUCAAUAUAACCAUCGACACCAACGACUAACCACUUUCCAUUUGCUGCUUGAAAUUUACCUUCUUCAGUAUCAAUCUGCUCUCCGUUCGGUCCUAUAAAAGCCAUGGGUGCCCAUCGAUUAUCGGGAGCUAUAUACCCAUCAACGUUGAUUUCUAGCCACUCGUGUUCUGGGCUCCAAAAUCCACCCAAAUCGCUGCAUUGCUGUUUACCAUCAGGACCUUUGAAGAAUCUUGGUACCGGAUUUCCGUAUCUAUCAACUAGUUUAACCCUAUAAUCUAAGUACGUAUAUUGAGUUUCUUUUUCUACUUUAAGGACUUUUUUGCCUUUGUAUGUGGGGUCAAAGUAGGCAUUAGGUGGCGUGAAUUCGACAAUCCAUUCAUCAGAAUCUGUAUCAGUGCCUAAUGAUACUGAAUCUUCUGAACAUGAACAGGAUCGGUCCAUAUUUGUUCUAUCUGGACCUGGUUCAGCAGGAUAACAGGUACAUUCAGGAUCUUCAGUAUCUGGCAAAAUGCCCAGUGCCUGUUGAUAUGUUUUGAGACAUAUUUCUUUACAUAUAUCUUUAAAGGCGCUCUGAAUGAAAUCCCGUUGAGCUCUUUCAAGACGUCUCUGAACGCGUUCUUUUUUCUUUCGCCUCUCACGAUUUUCCUCUUCACUUCUUCCUAUUGUGUAAGUUACUAGUGGCUUUUCCUCAUAUGGCUGUUGAUUGAUGGCUCUCUGUUUGGAAUAUGCUUUCAUUGUCUCCAUUGUAACAGUGAACUCACCGUCUUUUUUGUGAACUAUUAAAAGUGGUCUCUUUAGUGGUUUUUUCUUUAGUUCUCGUUUUCGUUUCUUAGCUAUAGCUUCAUCGGGAUUCUUUGCAAAUUUAAGCAAUCGCACUACGUAUUUAUUGACAGCACCUGGCUUCCACAUCGGGCGGAACCUCAUUCCUGGAAUAUCUUCAGCAGUCCAUAACCAACCCAUGUUUUUUGGUACAGCACCAAGUGUUCCUGUACAUGGCAUUGCGCAUUGACUGUGUCCAAUCUGAGGCGGUAUACCUGUAUAUCCAUAAUUAAACUUGAAUCUGUCGUCCUUCUUUUUCUUUUUCCCCUUUUUAUUAUCUUUUUCGGAUUCAUCGUUUUUGUCGCCAGAUGGAUUUGUAUGUUUGGAACCCUUAUUCUUUUUACUGUCACUUCCAGAACUUACAGUCUUUAGUUUGUUUUUAUCGACUAAUUUAUGAUAAAUUGGACAAGGAAAUGCUAGUGGCCCUAACUUUUCUUCGCCAAAUUUUUCAACGCCUCCGCAGAUGUUGCAAAAUGUUGUCUUUUUUGUAAAUCCAAAAGUGCAUUCACAAGAACAAUAACAGGGUCUUGUCCCCAUUUUCAUUUUUGCAGUCAUUCCCCCAACAACUUGUUCUACUUUUUCGCUUAUUAUACAGCUAUCUCUUUUCAUACUUGUCAAAUCUACCAUCAAUCUUUCGUCAGGUGGACUAGGAGGCUCUCUAUUCUUAGCAGCAUCACAAUCAAUUCUGUCGCAAUGUUUUACGCUUAUUAAAUGAGCAGCGUCUUUUGGCAAAUCUAGCGAACAAUGACUUGGACAACCAUAAAUGCCUACUUUUUUACUGGGACAUUCCUCAUUACAUAAAUUGAAAUGGUAUUUCUCAUUAACAUCAGUUGAACUUCUAUCUGAACUCUUAUCAUCUUUAAUUGAUACCUUGGGACUGGCAAGCUUCUUAAUAGACUCAUUUUGAACAGUGAAAAAACCUACACAGUAAACUCUAUUCCCAAAAGGACCACUAUUAUUUCCAAAAAUGUAAUUUAAGGUGCUUAAAUGUUUCGUAUAGCCCAAAGAACAACACGAUUGGGAAGUUACUAAAGAUGGUUUGGUCAGUUUUGUUUUUAUCUCAAUAUCGGUAUGACUCUUGACAAGGGAAAUUAGUUUAUUCCUAUCUUUAUUGUUUUUCUCAAAUUCAAUGUAUUUAGCUUGACUUAUUUUGCUUUUGUCAUCUGUCUGUUUAUUGGAUGUUUCCAUUAGACAUUGUGAACUGUUUGAAUGUUUUGGUUUUGUUUUUCCUCCAGCAUAUAUAGUUUUAAUUAUUCCUGUUUCGUGUGUUAAAUCUAUUUCUUUUAUCGUACUCAAAGUUGUAUUCUGUAUAAAGUUACUGGUAUAUGGAUAUUGAAACUGAGUACAUAACUUGUCCUUUAGACAACUAAGUUUUAUACUUAGCUUAAUAGUAGCCACACGCUUCGACGUAUAUUCAUGAAAUACGCUGUAUUUGUUUUCUACUAUGACUGGAUUUAUACUACUCUUUGUCUCUAUUUCAUUCAAAUAAUCUAUGAAUGCGUGACUCCAAGGUAUUUGAUUGGACGCCAAAAUAACAUCAGAAUUAUAUUUACUUCGAAAAGAUAGUUCCAAUGGGUACUGCUUCAUUCUUUCUUUGAGAAUUUUACCAUCAUAUGCAAUCAAUACUGACCGUUUUAUUAAAACUUUUGGCAUCGUAGAAGUUUUUGCAGUUUUGAUGUCUCUGACUCUUGACUUCUUUGCAAGCUUUUUCUUCGACUGUUUAGCCAAGGAUGUUUCCAAAUCGUUUACAUUUCUUAGAUAUAUUUGAAAAACAUCUGCAAACUGCCCAAGUAUACUAUGUUCUUUACAACUGAAAAGACUUUUUAAUUCCUCUAUUGUUAUUUCGAACAAAAACAUGGAAUCCGAAAGAGCCAUUUUUAAACUACAAAUUAAAACAUUAAUAACCAAAUAAUUUAAAAUAAACCAUAUCCAAAAAUAAAAUAUAAAAACUUGUAAUUUGAUAGAUAUCACCAACCUAAACAAUGAAGAAUGAGGUAUGUUUUCAUUUUUAAACGGCUGUUGUCAGCUGUUGUCAAUACAUAAUUUCAAUAUGGUUAAAACAAAACCGGUUAGCAAAGAGUUUUAAUAAGUUAUAUGUUUUCCCAUAGAUAUAAUAUAAAAAAAAAUUGAUGCGUGUAACUUAUGUACGCGCGUGAGAAGUUAUACUUCUUUAGCAUCAUUAAAAAUAUUUUUUGAUUGUAUGCAAAUAAUUAAUAAUUACAAUAAAAUAAUAAAAGGACUGGAAAAGGAUAGUUAACACAGUCAAUUAAGUUCAGUUUUAAUUUGAAAAAUUAAAUAAAUAUUCAA